AUGAAACGUCACACAGCUGAAAAAGCCGUGUCGAUGAUAGUUGGUAUUCAUGGAUCAAAUGGCGUUCCAGGGGUGCCGGGAAACCCAGGUUUUCCUGGUAGGGAUGGUACUAAAGGAGAGAAAGGCAGCCCUGGAAAGCGAGGUGUCCAAGGAGUUUCAUGGAUCCCAGGGAAUCUAGGUCCAAGAGGCCCCAAGGAUCCCAAAGGGCAGAUGGGAGAAAAAGGAGUCCAUGGUAAGGGAAUCCCAGGGAAUAAAGGCCCGAGAGGCUCCAGAGGAUCCAAAGGAGGAGGAGGCCCGGUGGUCCGAAAGGUCAAAUGGGAGAGAAAGGAGAAAAAGGCGCAGGUAUCCCAGGGAACAUUGGACCAAGAGGCUUUAAAGGAUUCAAGGGGGAAAGAGGGAUCAGAAUAA
Stylophora pistillata is the source of this 408-nucleotide messenger RNA. Its product is annotated as collagen alpha-1(XXV) chain-like. Lineage: Eukaryota; Metazoa; Cnidaria; Anthozoa; Scleractinia; Pocilloporidae. The record is from RefSeq and is a predicted model, not a curated record.